CUAAUAGUUUAGAGUUCAAGUAUUUACUUACCUAAGUACAUAAUUCAACAGGUCCCUUUCAAAAAUUACACCUACCUACGCAGUUUUUCCAUCAUUCUCCAAAUAAUUUGUAUAUAUCGGUGCACCUAACAUACUACCACAUACUACUACAUACUACAUACCUACAUAUCAACAAUGUCCCUAGCUCAGGAGUGGGAAUCCUUCAAGACACCUCCCGCCAAGGAAGUAGCACCAGUUCCGCAAGUCGGCUCUCCGGCUCCCGUACACGACAAUCUCACCCUCCCAACAGACAAGCCCACCGUCAUCGUAUUCCUACGCCAUUGCGGCUGUCCAUUUGCAGAAAAAGCCUUUAGGAACCUAACCGCGAUAUCGACGCAAUACAAGGACGUGCAUUUCAUCGCGGUUUCACAUUCCUCGCCCGAGACCACGGAGCGCUGGGUCAUAGAGGUCGGCGGCAACUGGGAGGUACAAGUGGUCGUCGACUACGAGCGAGAGCUGUACGCGCGUUGGGGUCUAGGCAUCGGGACGACGUGGCAGAUCAUGGGCCCCAUGUCCCUGUAUAAGACAUUCCGCCUAGGCAAGGACGAGAACAUCUGGAACCGCGCCACCGAGAGCGGAAACAGGUGGCAGACCAGCGGCGCUUUCGCCAUCGAUCAGGACGGCAUUGUGAAAUACAGCAGGGCCGCUGCGUCUUCUAGUGAACUCCCGGACCUGGAGGCUGCCCUGACGAGUCUUGGUGUAAAGCUUAAGCCGAAACCGCCGCCGGAGCCGAGGACGGACGGGUUUUUAUGAGCGGGGAGCUAGGCAUGAUACUCGUGAGGAAGAAGAUACCUAGUACCCUACGCCCGGCAGUCUAGGGCUGGGGUGUAUUGGAUGCUUGCUAUGAGCAAUACUACGGGUUGUUGUUGAUAAGAGGUAGAUUGCGUUUGACAUGUGGCGGAACGAUUUAUGUGGCGCUUGAUAGACUCUGGGUUCUAAGACUGGAAUUAAUGAUGACGAAUAAUAUGAAUAUGAUUAAGGAUAACUUCAUUUACUACGUGUCCAUCACCGGGUUCACUUGUUAAAGAUUGCAAUUUGGCCUUUCGGUCCAGCCUUAUGAUUACAAAUAUAAGUAUUAUAGUUAAGUCCCCUACUAGAUUAUAAG
This is a messenger RNA of Daldinia vernicosa, 1144 nucleotides long. RefSeq lists its product as uncharacterized. The record is from RefSeq and is a predicted model, not a curated record. The transcript has 2 exons. NCBI's taxonomy places the organism in Eukaryota, Fungi, Ascomycota, Sordariomycetes, Xylariales, Hypoxylaceae. The coding region runs from base 175 to 792 and encodes 205 amino acids.